AUGAUUAAAGAGUGGAAACGUGAUAUUGAAGCCCGACGAGACGAAACAAGAAACUAUUUAAUUUCAGGUGAAGAUACUCUGGAAGUACGAGAUGAUGAAACACAGAUUGAAGUUGUAGGUGCUGAAAUUCCAACAAGCCCAAUUAAAACGAAAGCUACGAGAGUCUUACCUGUAACUGCAACCAAUUUGGUUUUAUUUCCCACAAAACAGAAUAUCGUCAAACAAUUUACACUAAAUACUCAGCAAAAAUAUGCUUUCAUGAUUAUAACUAGUCACUUAGAUGGCGAAAAUCAUGCUUAUACCGGUACUAUCGAUAAUCAGUUAUUAAUGUGCAUACCUGGUUGCGGUGGUACUGGAAAAUCUCAGUUAAUUCGUGCAAUUACCAAGUAUUUCCAAGUAACCAAGAGGGGCAAGAUGUUGCGUAAACUGGCGCCAACGUCUAUAGCAGCAGCUGAGAUUGACGGAUUAACUAUCCAUUCAUUUUUAGGUGAAAGUCGCAAAAGCACUAAAAAGAAAAAUACCCAUACAUUUAGACCUGGCGAUACGAAAUUGGAAAAUGAAUGGCGUCAUGUGAAGUACCUGAUAAUCGAUGAGAUGAGUAUGGUAGGACUUAGCCUAUUAGCUCGUCUCAGUCGAAUAGUGAAAACAGCCAAGCACGUAAAUUCUGAGAUACCUUUUGGUGGUGUCAAUGUCAUUUUCUUCGGCGACUACCUUCAAUAUUCUCCUGUUUUGGACAAGCCUCUCUACUGUAGCUGCGCAUCGACACAGCAAGUUACAGAACGUCAGAUAGAUAUGUUAUGUGCACAGAAGCUUAUGUCUGAAAUAAACUGCGUCGUAGAAUUAACUCAGCAAAUGCGAACCGAAGACAUAAGAUAUUUGGAGCUUUUAAAUAGAUUAAGAAAUGGACAAUUGUCAAUAGAAGAUUACCAACUUCUGUGUACGAGAGUCAUAGGAAAUC
Molecule: messenger RNA, 958 nt
Organism: Rotaria sp. Silwood1
Lineage: Eukaryota; Metazoa; Rotifera; Eurotatoria; Philodinida; Philodinidae
Source: the annotation of a GenBank genome assembly